ACAAUGGCCGAUGUGGACGAUUUAUUCAAUUGUUUCAAUGAGCAGGAUGAUUCAAAUGCUAUAGAACCACCAAUUCCAGUCGUUGAGGGAAAUGACGGCGAAAACGAAUCGACACCAAAGACAACGGAGAAGCGCCCACUUGUUACCUCCGAAGAUGCUGAUAAUGAUGAAGGCAAUAAACGUGCUAAAAUGACCGAGUCUAUAUUGGAUGACAUUUGUGUCGACGCUUUACAAUCUCGAAUUGCAGUACAUGUGAUUAAAUCACCGGAAUCUUGCACACAUGAAGUUGCAGUAUAUCCCGGACAGGACUACAUACCCUUGCAGCCGUUUACUGGUACCCCAGCUAAGGAGUAUCCCUUCGUCCUGGAUCCUUUUCAAAAGGAAGCAAUUCUGUGUAUUGAUAACCAACAAAGUGUAUUGGUUUCGGCUCACACAUCAGCCGGUAAAACUGUGGUAGCUGAAUACGCUAUCGCUAAGUCCCUUAAUUGCAAACAACGUGUCAUCUAUACCACACCUAUUAAGGCAUUGUCCAAUCAAAAGUACAGAGAAUUUAGUGAAGAAUUUAAAGAUGUGGGUCUGGUUACGGGUGAUGUUACAAUUAACCCCUCAGCUUCUUGCCUUAUUAUGACUACAGAGAUUUUGCGUAACAUGUUAUAUCGUGGUAGUGAAAUUAUGCGUGAAGUCGGUUGGGUUGUUUUCGAUGAAAUCCAUUACAUGCGUGACAAAGAACGUGGUGUUGUGUGGGAAGAAACCUUGAUCCUGUUGCCCGAUAACGUUCGUUAUGUGUUCCUUUCUGCCACAAUUCCUAAUGCCCGACAAUUUGCUGAGUGGGUUUGUCAUUUGCAUAAGCAACCGUGUCACGUCGUCUACACUGAUUAUCGUCCUACGCCCUUGCAGCACUACAUAUUUCCGGCUGGUGGCGAUGGUAUACAUUUAAUUGUUGAUGAAAAAGGUCAAUUUAAGGAAGAUAAUUUUAAAACUGCUAUGGCUGUCUUACAAAAUGCUGGUGAAGCCGCUAAAGGUGAUCAAAAAGGUCGUAAAGGUGGCAUUAAAGGUGUCAACUCUGGCCAAUCGAAUAUCUUCAAAAUUGUAAAAAUGAUAAUGGAACGGAAUUUUGCCCCCGUAAUCAUUUUCUCAUUCAGUAAAAAAGACUGUGAGGUGUAUGCCAUGCAAAUGGCGAAAUUAGAUUUCAAUACUGCCGAGGAAAAGAAAUUGGUCGACGAAGUCUUCAACAAUGCUUUGGAUGUACUAUCGGAAGAAGAUCGUCAAUUACCCCAAGUUGAGAAUGUUUUACCACUACUUCGUCGAGGUAUUGGCAUACAUCAUGGUGGUCUAUUGCCAAUUCUUAAGGAAAUUAUUGAAAUCUUGUUCGGUGAAGGUCUACUUAAAGCAUUAUUUGCUACUGAAACGUUUGCUAUGGGUCUAAACAUGCCGGCCAGAACGGUUCUUUUCACAGCACCUAGAAAAUUUGAUGGCAAAGAUUUUCGUUGGAUUUCCUCGGGUGAAUAUAUUCAAAUGGCAGGCCGUGCCGGUCGUCGUGGUUUGGAUGACAAAGGUAUUGUUAUAUUAAUGAUUGAUGAAAAGGUGUCACCAGCAGUCGGAAGAGGUAUCGUUCAAGGAAAAGCGGAUCCCAUCAAUUCUGCUUUCCACUUAACCUAUAAUAUGGUUUUAAAUCUGCUGAGAGUGGAUGAAAUCAAUCCCGAAUAUAUGUUGGAACGAUCAUUCUUUCAGUUCCAAAACCAGUCCUCCAUUCCAGACUUAUAUAAAGAGGUACAAGAAAAACAAAAGGAACUGGAGAAGUUUAAAAUAAAUGAAGAACAUAGUGUAGCUUCGUAUCAUCACAUUCGUGACCAACUUGAUUCAUUGGGUAAACAAUUUCGAACUUGGAUUACAAAACCAGAAUAUCUAGUACCAUAUCUUCAACCCGGACGUCUGGUAAAAGUCAAAAACGAUACAGAGGAAUAUGACUGGGGUAUAGUGGUUAAUUUUAAGAAGCAGACAAGUAAAACUAAAAAUCCUUUACAAGCUGAAACAUCUGUAAUUGUCGAUGUCCUGUUACAUGUAUCGGAAGAGUCGUCCAAAAACGAUGAUCCAAAGCCUUGCAAGCCCGGUCAAAAAGGAAACAUGGAGGUUGUUCCAGUUGUACAUAAACUUAUAUCACAAAUAUCAUCACUGAGAGUGUAUUAUCCUAAUGAUUUAAGACCGGCCGAUAACCGCAGAUCAGUCCUAAAAACAAUAAAAGAAGUGAAGAACCGUUUCCCAAAGGGACUUCCACUGCUAAAUCCAAUUACUGAAAUGAACAUUAAGGAUCCAGAAUUUAAGAAUAUUGUGGACUCCAUAGCUAAAUUCGAAGAGAGAUUAUUUGCCCAUCCCCUACAUAAUUCACCUGAAUUGGAUCGCAUCUAUGCUCUGUACACCCAAAAAUUAAAAGUUAUGGAAGAAUUGAAGACAGCCAAAGCUAAGCUAAAAGAGGCAAGAAGCCUUCUUCAAAUGGACGAACUAAAGCAUCGUAAACGUAUUCUUCGACGAAUGGAAUACUGUACUGCCCAAGAUGUUAUUGAAUUCAAGGGUCGUGUGGCUUGUGAACUUAGUUCUGCCGAUGAACUACUAAUGACUGAAAUGAUUUUCAAUGGUGUGUUCAAUGACUUGACAACAGCACAAGCUGUAUCCCUACUCUCAUGUUUUGUGUGUGAUGAAAAGUCCUCCGAAAAUCCAACCUCAGCCGAAGAAUUAUCUGGACCCUUGCGUUCAAUGCAAGAAUUGGCCCGCCGUAUAGCUAAAAUUUCAAAUGAAUGUAAAUUGGAAUUGGACGAAGAAUCGUACGUGGAUAAAUUCAAGCCCUUCCUUAUGGAUGUUGUGCUUGCCUGGUGUAAGGGUACAUCGUUUUUGAAUGUUUGCAAAAUGACAGAUAUUUUUGAGGGAUCAAUUAUUCGUUGUAUGCGUCGUUUGGAAGAGCUUUUGCGUCAAAUGUGUCAGGCUGCUAAGACGAUAGGCAAUACAGAUUUGGAGAACAAAUUUGCCGAAGGUAUACGUUUACUGAAACGAGAUAUUGUUUUUGCUGCCUCAUUAUAUUUAUAAGUA
Messenger RNA from Musca vetustissima, 3081 nucleotides. RefSeq names its product exosome RNA helicase MTR4-like. The record is from RefSeq and is a predicted model, not a curated record. The transcript has 3 exons. The coding region runs from base 4 to 3078 and encodes 1024 amino acids. NCBI's taxonomy places the organism in Eukaryota, Metazoa, Arthropoda, Insecta, Diptera, Muscidae. Gene Ontology annotation, biological process: maturation of 5.8S rRNA; RNA catabolic process. Gene Ontology annotation, molecular function: ATP binding; RNA helicase activity; RNA binding. Gene Ontology annotation, cellular component: nucleus.